Messenger RNA from Metopolophium dirhodum (rose-grain aphid), 1646 nucleotides. RefSeq names its product G2/M phase-specific E3 ubiquitin-protein ligase-like. NCBI's taxonomy places the organism in Eukaryota, Metazoa, Arthropoda, Insecta, Hemiptera, Aphididae. The record is from RefSeq and is a predicted model, not a curated record. The coding region runs from base 150 to 1646 and encodes 498 amino acids. Gene Ontology annotation, cellular component: nucleus. The transcript has 11 exons.
GUGUUCCUAGUCAGAAAUCGUAAUCAGCCACUACAAGUCGAGCAGCCGUGGCAAAUUGCAUUCUUCUUCGUUAUCGCCGUCAGAGCAACAGGGUCAGCAGAAGCGGCGACGAACGGGUAUCCACACGAGGACAAAUAUUCAUAACAUCCAUGGCGCCAGUUUCUAGAACACGUAAUGCAUCGAAGCCAACGGUUUGUCAACCCAUACGCAAAAAUGUGAUGGUAGAGCUGAAUUUAAUGCAUAACAAAGCAUGUAUGUUGUGUGGACAUAAAGAAAUAAGUGAAAAAUUAUAUGGAUUAUUAUACCAAUUAGAUGAUGUUAUUAUUCAUCAUUAUUGUAUUCUAUUAUCAUCAAGAUCCCUUCAAAAUGGUGCAGACAAUGAAGGCAUUUAUGGAUUUUUAUUAAAAGAUAUUAGAGCUGAACUUUCUCGAGCAUCUAAGCAAAAUUGCUUUUAUUGCAAAAAAAAAGGCGCUUCCAUAUCAUGCUGUCGAGGAAAAUGUCGAAAAGUGUUUCAUCUACCUUGUGGCAUGAAAAACGGAUCAAUACAUCAAUACUUUCAGUCAUUUAAAUCGUUUUGCCAAAAGCAUUGUGUUACGCAAACUGUUAAUUUAUCUGCGUUAAAAAAGUCUACUGCUCAAUGUGCUAUUUGUAAAGAUGCUGUUGUACCGUCCCCUAUACCAACUUCUAUUUGGGCACCGUGUUGCAAAGGUGAUGCUUGGUUUCACCGAGAAUGUGUUAAAGAUUUGGCCUUAAAUACAGGCUACUAUUUUAAAUGCCCAUUAUGCAACGAUGUUGAAAAAUUCAAAUCCAGAAUGCUAACGCUUGGAAUAUACAUACCAUCAAGGGACCCCUCUUGGGAAACUGUACCCAAUGCUUUUGCCGAGCUCUCGGAAAGGCAAAGAAAAUGCAAUAUAGAAACGUGUCUAUGUCCACAUAACGAAGAGUAUCAACUCCCAUCCGGACCAUGGGAAAUUCUUUUGUGCAAUUCAUGUGGAUCAAAUGGAACACAUAGGUUGUGCAGUUUUCUUGAAGCUGAACAAGAGUGGUGCUGUGCAGUUUGCAAAAGAGUUACAGAUAAGGAUGCAGCAAAGAAGAAAAUUAAAUUAGAAAAUUGUAGUGGAAGUUCGAGUAUGUCUGAAGGGCAAGUCUCGACUCACAACGGAGAAGUAUCUCAAAAACGUCAUAGUAUCAUAGAUGAUUCAAUACUUAUAUUGGAUUCAGAUGACAGCAAUGAUAGUAAUAGCAGUGUACAGUGUAUAUCUGACGAUGAACAACAAGUUGAGCAAAUGCCUCAAAUACAGUUGCCAAUAAUAUCUAGUUACGGAUCAAUUCAAGAAGGCUUUAUGAGUGAUUUUUUUAACAGGCAUGGAUAUCCUGUUUUUGCAAACCAUUCAAUGACUCAAGAAAUUACAAAAAAAAGUUUAACUAGAGCAGAUAUAUCAUCUUCCGAAGACUAUGAUAAUGUAAACACCAAGCGGAAGAGUAAGUCUACAACAUUAAAAAAUAUAAUGGAGCCCAAGUCCUCGUGCCCAACUGACUCAGCGUCUGAGGACUAUGAUGACAAUAGUAUCGAUAAACCUAAAGCUAGGAAUACACUAAUGUAUAGUGGAUGGUCACAGUCUCUAAAAAAAAGAAAUUUGGGUUAA